Messenger RNA from Phaethon lepturus (White-tailed tropicbird), 1319 nucleotides. Its product is annotated as maestro heat-like repeat-containing protein family member 1. Gene Ontology annotation, cellular component: cytoplasm. Lineage: Eukaryota; Metazoa; Chordata; Aves; Phaethontiformes; Phaethontidae. The record is from RefSeq and is a predicted model, not a curated record.
CUUUGCAGCACUUCAGUGAGAGCAUCCAGGAGUACUUGGCAAACUUGGAUAAGGCCCCGGACCCCACGGUCAGGAAGGACACCUUCUCAAACGAGAUCUUCAGUGCGUACGAAGUGCUCUUCAACAGCUGGCUGCAGCACCGGGAAGCCAAGCUGAGACUGGCCGUGGUGGAGGCUAUGGGUCCUAUGAGUUACCUGAUGCCCAGUGAAAAGCUGGAGGAGCAGCUCCCUAAGCUGAUUCCAGGCAUCCUUGCCCUCUACAAGAAGCACGCAGAGGCCUUCUACAUAUCCAAGAGCCUCUGCCAGAUCCUGGAAGCUUCUGUCAACAUCGGCGCGCAGCCCCGCAGCCUCGAUGUGCAGCUGGACUCUCUCCUGGGCACCCUGCACCCCCAGAUUUGUGCUCCUGCAGAUCCGUCUGUCCCCCUGACUGUUAAAAAUCACACGGAGGUUCUUCGGUGCUUCACCGUCCUGGCCUGUUCGUUCCCUGAUCGCGUGCUGGCCUUCCUCCUCCCGAAGCUGGAGAGCAGCAACGAGAGGACCCGCGUGGGGACACUCCUGAUCAUGAGGCAGAUCAUCAACAGUGCCCCCUCUCAAAUGGAGAUUAAAAAGCCCUUCAUUCUUUCAUCUAUGAAACUUCCCCUGCAAGACAGCAACAAUAAGGUGAAACGGGCCGUGGUGCAGGUGAUCAGCGCCAUGGCUCACCACGGCUACCUGGAGCAGCCCGGCGGGGAGGCCAUGAUGGAGUUCCUCGUCCGCCAGUGCGCCCUUCCCUCGGAUGCGCAACCCAAAAAGCAGCCACUGGAUGUCGAUGACCUCACUAGUGACAGCGUCCAGAGCAUCAGCGUCAAUACGCUCUUUCUCCUUAGCACGACUGUUGACAGGAUGAACAAUAGCCUCAUGUAUUUGGCCAUGAAGAAGCAAGAAGAGGGAGAAAACGCGUCCCUUAUCCGUUACGACCUGAACGCGAACCUGCCUUCGCCCUAUGCUCUAACGACGAGGCUGCUGGUUGUGUCUUCACAGCCGUACGUAGGAGACUGCCGGGGGAUGGCUGCCCUGCGUCUGCUGAACGUAUUGCAUUGCAGCAUCCACCCCGCGCUGGACCAGCUUUGGAGCAAGAAGGUCCCUCUCCUGGUGGAGCACAUAGAAGAGAACACGGAGAAGUCCCUGUCCCAGAAGGAGUGGGAAGAGAAGCUGCUGCUGAACUUCCUGUAUAAAUGCAUCGGAACGACGCUUGGGGCGUGCGCCAGCAAAGACCUCGUGCAGAAGCAGCUCCAGGAGCUCCUGGAAACAGCCAGAUACCACGAGGAGGCAGAAAGGGAG